AUGACUUAUCAAAAUUAUUGUAUUCACUUCAAUCACACCGAUGGUUGUAACAAUGAAACGUCCAUUACUCUUAGUACUCUAUUUAUUUCGAUCUUUUCUAUACUUCUUCUUAUAGUCAUGUUAAUUGGUGUCGUGGGAAAUCUUCUAGUCAUCUAUGUUGUUCUUAACUACGGCCGGUUGAAAACAGUUACGAAUACGUAUUUAUUACACUUAGCGUUAUCAGAUCUUGUUUUUUUAAGUGGUAUACCAUUUUUUGUCUCCUCAUUGAUUACUCGCGGUUGGAUAUUCGGUGGGUUUGUUUGUAAAUUAUUCUUUCUUACUCAAGGUGUUAAUCAAUACACAUCCAUCAUUAUCUUAGCUUUAUUGUCGUUCGAUCGAUAUCUAGCUGUAUGCUAUUCAGCGAAAUCGAUCGUAUGGCGUUCACGUGUUAAUCCAAAUCUCUUAUUAAUUUUAACGUGGAUUCUUUCCUUUGUUUUAAUGUUACCGAUCAUAGUAUUCACAACAGCUCAAUACUUUUCCCUGUCGAAAGUUCAAUGCACAAUCAAUUUUCCUUACUCGGAGUCUCGUGCACUUUAUUACAUUUUCGUUGCAUAUACGUCAACAAUUACAUUUGUAUUCCCUCUUAGUCUGAUGACGUAUUUUUAUAUAAAAAUAGUUCGUCGAUUGAAACAUCGCGUGUCUCAACAGCACCGUCGUUCACGAACAUCGAUUCGUACACGACGCAAAGUCUCCGUUUUAGUUUUAGCUGUGAUUAGUGUACAUAUUUGUUGUUGUUCACCGUAUUGGGCAUUUCAAGUGAUGACAACCAGUGAACUGAUUCCGCAAACCAGUUCAAUAUUGGUUUACACAUCGAGCAUCUGUCAAUUUCUUUUAUUUGUCAAUUCAUCAACAAAUCCUGUACUGUACGCAUUUUUAAGUGAAAACUUUCGUUUAAGUUUCAAACGUGUCUUCUAUUGUUGUUUGUCGACCAGUGAUACGCAAUAUUUACACGAAAAAACUGCUCUUAAAAGAAACUUAACUCUCCCACCGAGUCGAAGUAAUUCUCAUCGAAUGAGAAGGAGUAAACUAUCAACGGCAACAAUGGCAUCAGAUAGUCGCAAUUCGGAAACAACAUUGAACAACCAACGUUUGUCCAUCUCCAUGAAAUAUAACAAUCAACUCUACGCACAGAGUCGACACUCCUCACUCGCACCAACCAUGUCCAUAUUCACUUCGGAAACAUCAUUCGUUUCGGAUAUGUAA
Adineta ricciae is the source of this 1242-nucleotide messenger RNA. Lineage: Eukaryota; Metazoa; Rotifera; Eurotatoria; Adinetida; Adinetidae. The record is from the annotation of a GenBank genome assembly.